AUGAUGGCGAGUUGCGAGGUGCUGGGCAGGCCCGAGCUGUACGGGUUGGGCCUACGGGUCGCAUUUUACGUCCAAUGGUUUGGUGCCAUCGUCGUGGAGUACCUCGAGAUUGCUGACCUACCCGAUAUACGGCUGAUCGGCCUGCUGUUCUCCGCCGCUGCCUUCCUCGGUCUCGUUAUCAAAAUCUCCCUGGCGACACUGCAGCCUGCCGAUGUCUACAUUGUGUUCCUGCUAGCGAUGGGCAGCUACCUCUUCCUCGUUCCGCUGUAUCUCUGGAAGGCAUUGACCUGCUUCAACCCGUAUUGGAACCCCUUUCGGUGGUCCAAGGAAGAGCCAAGCCCUGCUUUCAAGGGCCUCAACUUUGCGCUGCUCAUGGGUCUCGCCACAUUCGGCGUUUACGUUUGGUGUUCGUUCAUGCCGGAGAACGAUUGCUCGUCGUCUCAGUACGGUUUCUUCUUCAGCCGUGUCAGCUUGGGCAACAAGGGGUUCAUCGCCUUCAACGCAGCUCUAUGCUUGAUUAUCCUGCUGGUCUGCCUAGUCAUUCUCCUGCUCAUGACCGGGUGGAAGGUUCCCUUUUGGCGCGAGAAGCGCAAGAAGCGCAGAAUCAAGAAAAUGCACAUUAUGAUGAUCAAAGAGCUCAAGACGCUGAGCAACGUUGCCGUCGCCGCGACGCUUACUGCCGCCAUCGAACUCACUGUCUCGUGGAACGACAUACAGGACGUCAAUAACGUUGCCGACACCGCCCAAACCCUGCCUCUCUUCAUCAGCGUUGGCUUCUUGAUACGGAUACUGUUCCUUCAUUUCGCAGGGGCCAGCGGAGAGUCGGACUCAUCGGAGGAGGACAGUGACGAGGGGUCAAGUAGUUACAUGACGGAGCCGCAAGGGGGGGUGCCUCGGCCGCCGCCCGUGCACCCCCGCCGUAGUGGUGUAUAA
Molecule: messenger RNA, 933 nt
Organism: Colletotrichum truncatum
Lineage: Eukaryota; Fungi; Ascomycota; Sordariomycetes; Glomerellales; Glomerellaceae
Source: RefSeq, a predicted model, not a curated record